Patiria miniata (bat star) is the source of this 5802-nucleotide messenger RNA. RefSeq lists its product as uncharacterized. Bases 1 to 4755 code for a protein of 1584 amino acids. The transcript is spliced from 24 exons. The record is from RefSeq and is a predicted model, not a curated record. Gene Ontology annotation, biological process: G protein-coupled receptor signaling pathway. Lineage: Eukaryota; Metazoa; Echinodermata; Asteroidea; Valvatida; Asterinidae. Gene Ontology annotation, cellular component: membrane. Gene Ontology annotation, molecular function: protein binding; G protein-coupled receptor activity.
AUGCAACUGGAGGUGAUUUGCGAGUGCGAUACGAAACAUCCGGGACAUCUUUACGUUCGGUUAAUAACAGCCGAGCUCGACGACAGGUACUUCAUUUACUAUGACAAAUCGCAAAGAGAGGUUUACUCAUCUAGGAACAACCUACAAGUUACAUUUUAUGUCUAUCCGCCAGCAUUGGAGUCUUCAAUAUCAUGUUUGGUGCGACCAGUACCAGAUACAAGCGAUGUUUUUUGCGGUCCGUCGGAAAUCAACUUCACCUCUGAGCAUCGUUUCAACUUGACCACCCCUGGCAAUCGGUUCUUGCAUUGCGUUUGGCGGAUUACCAACGACGCCCCAUCGGCGCUCACCAUGGUUGAUCUGUUAGGCAUUCAUAUACAAGAUGAGACGGCCGUGCUAGGAGAAGGAGAUGACAUCGGCUCGUCAAUGAUUCAUAACAUCAAAUCGGAACACAAGAAUGGGACGUCCUAUUACUUGUCCCGAUCACACCUUUGGAUGACUUUCUCCUCCCGCCCACAUGAAAUCGUCAACGCCACGCCCACCCUGCAGAUCCUCUUCCGAUCAUCCAACUACAUCAACGGAAAAGAUGUUGCCAAUCUAUUUCAAUGUGGAGACGACCAGAUAUUGUGCCGGCGAGAUUCGAAGUGCCUCCCUCUGCAUUCGAUAUGCGAUGGCCAGGCAGACUGUUCGGAUUUCUUGGACGAAGGAAUGACAUGCGACUUUUGUGGUGCUUCAAGUAUUUCCCUGAGCUCAGAAGAAUCGAUGACCAUCAUAGCCGAUUUCGGAAUGACCUCUCUCUGGACCGGGUUCUUUGCCAUAUACCCGGGUACUUCUCCCUCGUUUCCCUCGAACACCACCGAUGUGCCCGCGGGGGUCGUCAUCACCAACCACUCGGUAGCGGUCGAGCAUCGUGAGUGCAUCUGGCGGCUGCAGGAACCGAACGGGACCCGAAUCCAAGUCGAAGUGGCCGAGUUCGAGGGAGACGACUUAGUGCUGACCAUCGGCAACGGUAUCGACCCCACCGAAGGAUUUCGACUCUUGGUAAUCGAUACCGAGACCGGUAUCGUACCGCUGCCCCGCACGUUGUUGUCCAGCGGUAUCGGAAUGUGGAUCACCUUGAAAGAAUCGACAACAUACCUCAGAAGUUUUAAGCUGAGACUUGUCUUCUCAACGUACAACACAGUAGAUUGUGACGAGGGUCAAUUUGUUUGUCCAUCUGGAAGAGACUGUUUGGAGGAUUCGUCGCUUCAGUGCGACGGCAAGAGAGACUGCUCUGCGAAUGGGGACGAGCUCGGAUGUGGGAAUUGUGACCCACAAGAAUUUCUGUGUUCCUCCGGUGAGGAUUGUGUACAGGGUUACCAGCUAUGUGACGGCAACGCAGAUUGCGCUGACUACACGGAUGAGCUACAAUGCGGAUUUUGUGGUAACGAGACCCUCGACAUCCAACUCAACCAGACCUACUUCGUCGCGCCCUACUCGACCACCAUGCAAUGUCUGUGGAUCAUCCAGGCUGAGCCAGGCUACCAGAUCCAGGCCAGAAUUCUGCGGAAUUCCUGGUGUGAACUGACCUUUGCCACGGGCCCCAGCACCGAUACAUUUAACCAUGGCCUGCUCGGGAGUAACAUCAUUUGGAGAGUUGAUACCAUUCCAAUAGCAGGCUUGGCAGUACCACCAAUGGCCUAUCCAAGAUCCCUAUCGGUCAGGGCGUCACGAUUGUGGAUAUCAAAUAAAUGCAUCAAAAACUCCAACGAAGGAUAUGCCGACAAGGUGGACGAAUUAAUUAUAUCUGUCCGUCAGUACAUGCCAUUGGAAUGUUCAUCCAAAGAGUUCACAUGUGCAUCUGGCUUAGCCUGUAUUGAUAAGACAGCAGUCUGCGAUGGGAUUGCUGACUGUCCGGAAUAUUCUGAUGAAAUUGGAUGCCAACCCUGUCUUGGAACUGAAUUCGCCUGUUCGUCAGGGGAGUGCGUCGCCCUGGAUAAGAAAUGCGAUGGAAAGAAACAUUGUUCUGACUCCUCCGACGAAUUUGACUGCGAUCCAUGCGGCAAGUCCAUCUUUAACUUGACAAACGACGCUCCAGCGACCAUAACCUCGCCGGGCUGGUGGGAGUUUAAGGCCUAUCCCGACAGGGCCAAGUGCUUGUGGAGUCUGGUGUCAGAAGUGGGAUUCCGUAUCACCCUGACGUUCCUACAGUUCUCCGUGGAGGAAGGCUACGACUGUCUGUACUUGGGGAACGGCAAUGGGUUCACCGAUUAUUUCCUCAAUGUGACAGGGGAUCGUUUUCCACAUAGCGUUGCUUCGCGGAAGAACACGAUGUUCGUGAAAUUUGUCUCCGACGUGAUCAUCAGUGCUGAAGGCUUUCGUCUUCAGAUUGAACAGAAGAUGGGAGACGAAGUUUUAUGCGAUGAAGGUUAUGUCCCGUGUGGCAUGGAGGAUCUGGUGUGUGUCAAGAACGACGCUUCUGAAAAUGGCCUUUCGAUCUGCCCCAAGGAUAAUUGUUAUCCCCGAGAGUACUAUGUUUGGAAUGAUCCCAUCGACCUCACCUCCCCCGGCUACCCGGCCAACUACCCGUGCGGACUCGACUGCGUCUGGACCAUCAUCUCUAAUAAAACCAAGUCCAUCUUAAUCGUGUUCCUGGACUUCCAGACGGAACGGUCCGAAGACGUGCUAGAGAUUCAAGGCAGUACCUUGCACGGAGGCAAGGCGGUGGUGUUCAGGCUUCGAGGAGCCUGCAAAGUGCGGACCAUGGCCUUCAACUCUUACUCGGCUCAGGUUUCUUUCACUUCCGACGUGACGGUCUCAUUCCGCGGAUUUCACCUGCAGCUGCUGGGGAACUACUCUGCAGACAACGUUACGUCCUGUCCUUACCCCGACCUCUUCGACUGCGGCGAUGGCUCCUGCGUGUCGCCCGACGCCAGAUGUGACGGGUUUAAAGACUGUAAAACAGAUGGAUCGGAUGAGCUCGGCUGCGACAAUAUUACCUGUCCCGAGUACUUCAAGUGUGCCAACUCGGGACAGUGCUUAUUUUGGACUGACGUGUGCGACGGCGAACCUGAUUGCCCAAAUGGUGAUGACGAGACCAAUUUGGAAUGCGGGAAACGAUGCCCAAUUGGAUGUGAUUGUGACAUCGACACAGCCGCUGUGAAAUGCCUAGAAGGGUGGAAUUCGUCCACAAUUGAAAACAUCGCCAGAAGGACUGAAAGCCUUCUUCUUUCAGGAGGAAAUAUGGACGUGCUUGACAUGGGCCUGUUCAAGGAGUUAUCUCAUCUUAGAGGACUGUGGCUGGCCAGUAGCAAUAUUACAGGUAUUGUGAAGGGAACUUUUGAUGGUCUCCAGAAUCUGACCUAUCUAAAUAUAUCCGAGAAUUAUAUCGCCACCAUCGCUACCGAAAGCUUCUUAGAGCUGAACAGCUUGGAUACCUUGAUUGCUCGCGACAUCCAUUUCGACACGAUAGAAUCCAAGGCAUUCAGUGGACUCACCAAACUGAAGACGUUGGUACUGAUAAGAAGUACAACGUCGAAGAAUUCUAAGCCAGUCGUCGUUAAACGCGAAGCCCUCAACGAUCUAGUGAGCCUUACGGAUCUGUACGUCGAUGACUAUCAGUUAUGUUGCGAAUUCGUCGCAGCCAUUGAGGGGUUUGAGCUAGAUAAUUGUCAGACGACAGAAGCUAUGCCACCUCUGAAUCUCUGUGGUAGUCUGAUGCCGAAUGAACCUCUUCGUGUCUUCCUAUGGGUUUUGGCUUUUAGCGCCCUCAUCGGCAAUGCGGUGGUUAUUGUUUGGAGGUGUUACCAAGGCAAAGAAAAAGGCGGGAAGAAAACUCACACCUUCUUCGUGCUCAACUUGGCCAUCUCUGAUCUCAUAAUGGGGGUGUACAUGUUGAUUAUAGCCGGAGCUGAUGUACACUAUGGUACGAGGUACUCCCAGGGAGCCAGUGUAUGGCGGGCAAGUCCGGUCUGCAAAAUAGCUGGGGUGUUUUCGUUGCUUUCCAGCGAGGCGUCGGUGUUCUUCGUCACCCUGAUCAGUCUGGACAGCUUUGUCAGCAUCGUGUUCCCUUUCAGUCGCAUCCAGCUUCGAGAUCGGUCCGCCGCUGGUGUCGUUGCUUCCAUAUGGGUGGUUGCUUUAACUCUGAGCGUUUGGCCCACCGUCGUUAGUUUCGAUGGUUCUGAUGUCUACGGUCUGUCAGACGUGUGCAUUGGCCUGCCGUUGAUGACCAAACCGACGAGCUACGUUCUCCAGGAGGCAGGGAUUACCAAUCCUCUUGGUAACACCCACACUGUAUCUAUUCCUGUAGGUCAAGGCAGUCGACCUACUUGGAUCUACUCCAUCGCCCUGUUUCUCGGCCUAAACCUGCUGUGUUUCCUAGUCGUCCUGUGUUGCUACAUCGCCAUCUUUAUCAAGGUCAAGCGCACCGCAAAGAGGGUCCGGCAGACCGUUCACCGCGACCGAGAGAUCAAGAUGGCGGUCAAGAUGGCGCUGAUAGUUGGCACGGACUUUGCCUGCUGGGUCCCGGUCAUCAUCCUGGGGAUUCUGUCGCAGACUGGGGUGGUGAAUAUCGGCGCUGAGGGGUAUGCCUGGGUUGUAGUCCUGCUUCUGCCGAUCAAUUCGUCCCUCAAUCCGUACAUCUACACGCUUAUCACCGCCAUUUCCGAGUAUCGCCUGGCCAGAGCCUUACGGGAAGAAAAGUUGGUGCUAACUACGACCAUGAAAACGAGAUCUAUGGAAACUCUUCCAUCUAGUGGCUCGGACACUGCGCCAUCUUGAAAUCAUCAUCACAGCGCAACUCAAACAAGUAGUUACAAUCAAUAUGUGCUCUUUUCUCCUCUACGUGUACUACGUGUAUGCUCCGUCCAUGUAGACGAAGUCCAUAAAAAUGGGCUAAAUUUACAUUAUUUGGACCGCGAUUUCCCGUCUGUGUAUUAUAUUAAACCUGACAUGUCCAUUAGCAUUUCAUAUAGGAGGUAAUGUAAAUUGAAUAUUGCGUUUUGCCCUUCAGUGACGUAACUUUGUAAACGUUGUAUAAUGCUGUCUGCGAUUAAGAACGACAACUCACAGUCGCUCGGAUAGGACGCUCAAACUAAACAAAAACUAAUGUUUAUUAUAAUGUAUUCUUGUCAAUUAAAUGAAAUUGAUUCCAUUGUCUUUUUGAAAACUGGUUUUCCUUGCGUUUUUAAAUAGAAACAAAUACAACCUGGGACAAUCAAAAUACCGUCACCUCUUUAUUUUUAUAUUUUUACUGUGAUACAACAUACAUUAAAAAAGACGUUUCUGUUGUCAUGUGUAACGAAAGCAAAUGAAGGUAUCCGUUUGCCUUCUUUCGCCAGUCAAUGUAUGUCGAUGGAAAUUUGUUUGAUUACGAAUACAGGUACAUUGGCGUUAAAUAUUUCGAAAUGUACUUUGUGAAAAUAAACUCCAAAAUAAACAUGUACAUCCAUUGGGUUCUCAGAAUCAUCUUAACCAACAAAAGCAAAAUAAACACAAUUGUACGAUUCACAAAAUAAAAUGCUUAUCCACUCAAAAGUUAUACCAAAUCUGAAUUUGCUCCACAAAAUGUGGUUCGAAAGCUGAUCUAAAACUAUCUUUGUUUCUGUGUGCACUGUUCUGUCAAUGUUAACUAAAUAGGAAAUAUUCUCUUCUUUCCGUUUCACUCAAAUUAAAAAACAAAAUCAUUAAAAGCUGAGUAAUAUAUUUUUUUUCCUUUAAAAGUUAAAAACUGUGUAAAUUUUCCUUCUUUUUUUCAAAGGGCUGUAGGACUAGGCCUAUCAUGUUUUGGAACUAAUCCCUCAAAUAAAGAGUAGCGCGAUAAAUAAC